This is a messenger RNA of Colius striatus (speckled mousebird), 1110 nucleotides long. RefSeq names its product ankyrin repeat domain 22 (gene ANKRD22). Lineage: Eukaryota; Metazoa; Chordata; Aves; Coliiformes; Coliidae. The record is from RefSeq and is a predicted model, not a curated record. The coding region runs from base 152 to 727 and encodes 191 amino acids. The transcript is spliced from 6 exons. Gene Ontology annotation, molecular function: protein binding.
GUAGAAAGCACUUAAAGGAAAUGUAGCUUAAGAAAUAACGAUAGUUUAAAGUUAAAUAUUAACCAGAUUCAAACAAGAUCAAGAGCAUUUCAAGUGAGGUUAAGUUAUUGGUCUGUUGAACAAGAACGAACUCCAGAAGUGAAGAAUAGGCAUGGGAAUACUCUAUUCAGAGCCCAUUUGUCAGGCAGCUUAUAAUAACGAUUUCAAUGAAGUUCAACUCCUUUUGGAGCGCAACAGCAACUACCUGAACAUCCAGGACACCUUCAGUGGAGACACCCCCUUAAUUUGUGCAUGUAAACAAGGAAACAACAGGAUAGUUAGCUAUCUUCUAAAAAGAAAUGCUGAUGUCAGCCUCAGAAACAAGAAGGAUCGCACUUGCCUGCAUUAUGCUGUGAGAAAACGGUUUACCUUCCUUGAUUAUCUGCUCAUCAUAAUCCUCAUGCCAGUUAUGCUUAUUGGAUAUCUUCUAAUGGUCUCAAAGACUAAACAGAAUGAAAACCUGAUCAGGAUGUUGCUUAGAGCUGGAGCUAACGUUAAUGCUACAGAUUUUUCUGGUAACACAGCACUUCACUAUGCUUGUGAAAUGAGAAACCAGGCAGUCAUUCCUCUCCUGCUUGAAGCUCAUGCAGACACUUCUAUAGAGAAUCAGGAUGGGGAGACUCCCUUAGAUAUAGCAAGAAGAUUGCAGUUCCACAACAUCGAAAACAUGCUGAGGAAAACAUCCUAGUCACGAAGGACUCUUGCACAUGCAGAAGAUUACCUCACCAGAUAAGCCAUCUUGCACAGCAGCAGGAGUCCUGCAGAGAGUUACUUGAUAAAGAUUUGGUCCAAAUGCACCUGUUUCUUGCUGCAGACUCUGACUGUUUUGUGAAAGUCUUGUCAGCAUACCCAAGGCCACAUUGGGAUGAAAGGAGUUUUGGUUUUACUAAUUCAUGAUAGUUUUGAAAAUGCUGUCCUUUUCAUCUGCUUCCCCAGUUUGAUUGUUCGACUUGUGCGGACUGUGGGUUCGGGGAGCCAGAUGUCAUAUUUCUGGGAUCCUGGAAGUUGCACGUGGCAGUUGGCAGAUAACGCAAAAAUAAAAUAUCCUUUGGAGUGCUGUUACUUAUUUCA